AUGUCGUUGACAGUGCCAGAACAAAAGGCAAAUGGUCCUUUUACUGCGCAGGCUGCGAUCAUUGUGUUCCAUGUGCAAAAGGUGCUUGAACUCCUACAAAACCGUGACCGUGCCUACUUAGAGAUAAAUGACAGCGAGGGUCACCCAAGCAGCAGCCACCAAACCUUGAAAGGAACCUCAAAAUGGGCUACAUCACUGGAGAACCUCCUCGAAGAUCCAGAAGGAGUGAAACGAUUUAGGGAAUUUUUAAAGAAGGAAUUUAGUGAAGAAAAUGUUUUGUUCUGGCUAGCAUGUGAAGAAUUUAAGAAAACACAGGGGAAAAAACAGAUGCAAGAAAAAGCUAAAGACAUUUACAUGACUUUCCUGUCCAGUAAAGCUUCCUCCCAAGUCAAUGUUGAAGGGCAGUCCCGCUUGAAUGAGACCAUUUUGGAAACACCUCAUCCUCUCAUGUUUCAGAAGCUCCAGGACCAGAUAUUCAAUCUCAUGAAAUAUGACAGCUACAGCCGCUUCUUAAAGUCAGACAUAUUCCUAAACCAUAAGAAGUCCGAGGAGCAAGAGGAGAAUUCACCAGAGGCUCAGACUGCAGCUAAAAGAGCAUCGAGAAUUUACAACACAUGAUGCAAUGAAUCUCCUUCAGGAGAGGCAAUACCAUAACUAAAUUACACUCAGGAACAGUCGAGGAUAAUAGCAGUUGCAUUUAGGGCUUGAAAAGCUCAAAACCUUUUUAGGAGAUACUUACUUUCUUAAUUGCUUGACCGACUAAUUGUUUUUGCAUGAUAGCUAAUAACCAAGCACCCAUGGAAAGGCUGUUUCCUAGCUGAAAGGCUGAGGUGUUCCUCCGUAGCGUGAAUUGCAUUUCAUAUUUCACAAGUUAAAAUGCUUUUGAUUUCUGUGUUUUCCUUUGUGAGGCAUCAUGAUGAUGAGAAAUGGGAGGCAGCGUGGUGAUUUGUUUUAUUUUUGCCUUGUAAUUUUUAUUUGUGAGCAGCUUUUCCAUCGUGAACUGCUGGGAGAAGCUGUUGAGGAGUACAUUUCACAUUGCUUGCUGGAUGAGUCAUUCACAGCAAACUUAAUCACGAAGGGACAGCAUCUUCCAGGGUUACGCUCAAGAGAAUCCAAUCCCUUCCUGUGUAACUUUGUUCUUUCAAGGUGACACCUGUUUUGCUUUGCUUUUAUUGUUGAAUCAAAACACUUCUCUAGUCAGGAUUUUAAUUUCUGUAUUUCUUAAAUUCCCCCCCCCCCUUU
Antrostomus carolinensis (chuck-will's-widow) is the source of this 1242-nucleotide messenger RNA. It is a transcript of the gene RGS10, whose product is annotated as regulator of G protein signaling 10. NCBI's taxonomy places the organism in Eukaryota, Metazoa, Chordata, Aves, Caprimulgiformes, Caprimulgidae. The record is from RefSeq and is a predicted model, not a curated record. Gene Ontology annotation, biological process: regulation of G protein-coupled receptor signaling pathway. Gene Ontology annotation, molecular function: GTPase activator activity; G-protein alpha-subunit binding. The transcript has 5 exons. Gene Ontology annotation, cellular component: nucleus; cytoplasm; plasma membrane. Bases 1 to 618 code for a protein of 205 amino acids.